UAAUUAGUGCUGCGCUACUUGCUCUCUCGCUCUCUGCGGCCGGCGACUACGGUGGUGUCCUCCCAAUCUGCGGCAGAGACAGACAGCGCCAACGAUCCAUCAUGUGCAGAGUUCGGUCAGGAGGAUGCUCUUCUUCAACUGCAUGGUGCUCUUGAUUGACUGAGAUCCAGGCGAGAACUGGAUCUAUAUAUUCCUCCACUACUUCAUGUUUGGUAGCCAUUACAAAGAACUCCGCAAAUUGGAUCUGAAGAGCUUCUAUUCAGGAGUUUAAACCCAAGGGCAAUGCUAUAGCGGUGUCUUGAUCUAGAGAAAACACAAAUAAAGGUCGAGAUAUGGAGGUUGCUGCUGGGGCCAUGGGCCCUGUCAUCCGUAAGCUCGGCGAGCUGCUCGUCCGAGAAUGCAACCUCAAGAAGCGAGUAAAGAAAGGCGUAAAAUCUCUCCUAACAGAGCUGGAGAUUAUGCACGCCGUACUUCGCAAGGUUGGCGAGGUGCCGUCGGACAAGCUCGAGGAGCCGGUCCGGAUUUGGGCUGGCAAGGUGAGAGACCUCUCUUGCGACAUGGAAGACGCUGUUGACGACUUCAUGGUGCGUGUGGAUGAGGGUUCAAGCAGCAAGCCAACGGACAUGAGGAGUCGAGUCAAAAAGUUCCUCAAGAAGACCGCCACACUGUUUGGCAAGGGCAAAGCACUUCAUCAAAUCUGUAAUGCCAUCGAAGAAGCUCAAGAUCUUUCCAAGGAGUUGGCGGACCUGCAUAAAAAAUACGAGCUUGACAUGUGUAGCACUAGCAAUGGUGCUACCACUGACCCACGUGUGUUAGCUUUGCACAAACAUGUAGGGGAGCUUGUAGGCAUUGAACACACAAGAGAUGAGCUUGUCAAAACAUUGAUUUGUGAGGACAGGAGUCCUGAGGAGCAAUUGAAGACACUCUCUAUUGUCGGUGCUGGUGGGCUGGGCAAGACAACCCUAACCAAAGCAGUUUAUGAGAAGAUCAAAGCCCAAUUUGAUUGUGCGGCUUUUGUCCCGGUGGGUCAGAAACCAGAUAUCCCAAAAGUUUUCAAGGACUUGCUCUAUGGCCUUGACAAAGUAAAGUUCAAGGACAUUCAUAAUACAACAAAGGGUGAAAAUCUGCUCAUCGAGGAUAUCACUGAAUUUCUUGUGGAUAAGAGGUACCUCAUCGUAAUCGACGAUAUAUGGGAAGAAGACAUAUGGAAAUAUAUAGAAUGUGCUCUCUAUAAAAAUAAACUCCAGAGUCGGGUAAUCACAACAACCCGUAAUGUGAGUGUGUCUGAAGCAUGUCUCAAUUCCACUAAUGGCACAAUUCAUAGAAUGAGACCUCUUUCUGAUGAAGACUCGCAAAUACUCUUCCAUAGAAGAAUAUUUCAAAGCGAGGAGAAAUGUCCAGAAGAUUUUCAGAUAGUAUCAAGAGAUAUAUUGAGGAAAUGUGGUGGUGUACCAUUAGCCAUCAUUACAAUAGGUAGUCUUCUGGUUAGUGGCCAUAGGAUAAAGCAAAAGGAUGAAUGGAUGCAUGUGCACAAUUCGAUGGGCCGUGGAGUUACACAAGGUGGUGUUGUGAAGGACAUGAAAGGGAUAUUAUCACUCAGCUAUUAUGAUUUGCCUCCUUAUCUGAAGCCUUGUUUAUUAUAUCUAAGCAUCUUUCCUGAAGACUUUGAGAUUGAGAGAGAGUGGUUGAUAUGGAGGUGGCUUGCUGAAGGUUUUAUCCAGUGUGACAAAAAAGAAAACAGGCUGUUUGAGAUUGGAGAGAGCUACUUUAACGAGCUAUUGAAUAGGAGCUUGAUCCAGCCAGCAGAAAUCAAUUGGGAAGGAACGGUAGUAACUUUCCGUAUACAUGAUAUGGUGCUUGAUCUUAUCUGCUCACUGUCAAGUGAAGAGAAUUUUAUCUCCAUAUUGGAUAAUGAUGAGUGGCAUGCACCUAAUCUGCAAAGGAAAUUUCGCAGGUUAUCACUUCAUAAUAUCAAUGCAAAUGUUCAAAACCAACAGUUUGAUAGCACUAGCCUGUCAAAAGUGAGGACCUUUGCUGUUUUCUCUCCUGUUACCUGUGAUUGGUUGCCAUCUCUCUCAAGCUUCCAAUUUUUACGCGUGCUAGAUCUUGGAAAUUGUGGCAGCCAAGAAAGCAGCUCUGGUAUCAGCCUCAAGUAUGUAGGAAAUUUAAUUCACCUAAGGUACCUAGGGCUAAGGAAUGUUGAUGUUCAGGAACUCCCAUUGGACAUAGGCAAAUUGCAGCUUUUGCAGACAUUGGAUAUAAGAGGCACUAGGAUACAAAAAUUACCUGCAAGUGUUGUUCAGCUCGCAAAUUUGAUGUGCCUACGUAUCAACGACGACUUGGUGCUGCCAAGAGGAAUGGGGAACUUGACGUCCCUUGAAGUGCUGGGCAGAGUAAGAUUAUCCCCGUCUCCUCACAUUGCGAAAGAGUUGAGUCAUCUGACAGAGCUUAGGACAUUCAGUAUUAACUGUGUUAACAUGGAUGGGGAUCUGAUUGAUAUAUUAAUCAAGUCUCUAGGGAACCUGCAGAAAUUGCAUAAUUUGCGUAUUGAUCGUAGUGGCAGUUUGAUAGAUUGCAUGCGUGAAAGCUGGGUGCCCCCUCCACACCUCCGUAGUUUUGAGUCAUGGGGUUUCUUUGAAAAUGCGUGGUUCUCGAUACUUCCAAAGUGGGUUAACUCAACGUCGCUUCCCCACCUCUCCACCCUGGUCAUAGAAGUGAAAGAACUGCAAGGGGAUGACCUUCAGAUCAUCGGAAUGUUGCCUGCUCUUCGGCUUCUGCGACUUGCUGCAAAACACGUGAUGGGAACGUUGGUUGUGAGGGCCGAUGCAUUCCCAUCUGCGAGAUACUGCAUGUUCUGGGGGUUUCCGACGUCGCCGUGCCUUUUUCCGCCUGGAGCUAUCCCAAGGGUUCAAUACCUUGUGUUCUGUGUCUCUGCACGGUCGAUCGCGAGUGGUGAGGUUGACUGCAGCAUGGGGCACUUCCCUUCUCUCGAGCAGGUCCAGGUUGAUCUAUUGCUUGAGAAUUCCAGCGAUGAAGAGAAGGGGACGGCCAAGACUUUGCUGGGGCGCGCAGCAGAAGCCCAUCCUAAACGUCCCACCAUUGAAAUCGAUUAGACACGAGUGCUGACGUGCCUCUGCCGCCAGUAAGGCCUUCAAUAAAAUACUGAAGUCAGAAAGGUACUAAUAAUUCCAUCAGUUGCCGCAGCUCCCAAUAAACCAAGGCUCAUUCCCUCCAACAUAUGUUUAGAUGCUGUCCUUUUGCUAGACGGAGGCUUCCGCAUGGUUGUUGAUGAUGAACUGUUUAUUUCUCCUGCAUUUGCUUUCAGAAACGCAGCACCUCCUUUCCUUUAUUAUUUGGUCAAGACUCAAGACUCGUACAAUAAAAGGUUGCAUUCAGUUGGCACUAUUUAUAGCAGCAGUACUGCCUCUACGUUUAUUUGAUUGUUCACAUACAACAUUGUUUUGUUUUCACUGGCUUAUUAAUGAAGAGUUGAUUGAACUCC
Hordeum vulgare subsp. vulgare (domesticated barley) is the source of this 3502-nucleotide messenger RNA. Its product is annotated as disease resistance protein RGA5-like. Gene Ontology annotation, biological process: defense response to other organism. Bases 333 to 3113 code for a protein of 926 amino acids. The record is from RefSeq and is a predicted model, not a curated record. NCBI's taxonomy places the organism in Eukaryota, Viridiplantae, Streptophyta, Magnoliopsida, Poales, Poaceae. Gene Ontology annotation, molecular function: ADP binding. The transcript has 6 exons.